AUGGGCAACGCGGCCAGCAGCGUGGAGGCGUCUCCGGCCAAGGAGAGCAGGGGGGCCCCCGCCGCCCCCCCCGCCGCCGCCGCCGCCUCGGCGCCCCUGCCCCCCAAGCAGCCCGCCGCCCCCAAGCAGCCCCUGCCCAGCGCCGGGGAGCUGGAGGAGCGCUUUGCCCACGUCCUGAAUUCCAUGAACUUACCACCGGACAAGAUGAAGUUACUCAGUCAAUAUGACAACGAGAAGAAAUGGGAGUUGAUCUGCGACCAGGAAAGGUUCCAAGUGAAGAACCCACCUUCUGCCUACAUCCAGAAACUGAAGAGCUAUCUAGACACGGGCGGAUUCAGUGGAAAGUUUAAGAGGCGUGUUCAAGAGUCCACCCAGGUUCUUCGGGAGCUGGAGAUCUCUCUGAGGACAAACCAUAUUGGCUGGGUCCAGGAGUUCCUGAAUGAAGAGAACAAGGGCCUGGACGUCCUGGUGGACUACCUGGCGUUUGCCCAGUGCUCCGUCACGUAUGAUAUGGACAGCACAGACAAUGGGAGCCCGGGGUCCGACAAGGGAAAAGCCCUGGACAGAUCUGUGGAGGACCUCAGCAGAAGCAACUCCUCCUCCCCCACGCAGGGCUCCUCCAAAAUGAGGCACCCGACUGUCAGGUGUUGCCAUUUGAACCAGCAGAUUCAAACAUUCUUUCAGCAAGGCCACCCCUGCGUCCCCUCCUCCAGCGCUCCCGGGUGCGAGCAGGACCCUAGGCCCAGGCCACCCGUCAACUCCUACUCCCCCCGGCUCAAUCUGGCCCACAGCAGGAAGGCCCUGCGCAACUCGCGCAUCGUCAGCCAGAAGGACGACGUUCAUGUCUGCAUCAUGUGCCUCCGUGCCAUCAUGAAUUAUCAGUCUGGGUUCAGCCUUGUGAUGAACCACCCUGCCUGUGUCAACGAGAUCACAUUGAGCCUCAACAAUAAGAGCCCCAGGACCAAAGCUCUCGUCCUGGAGCUGCUGGCCGCCGUUUGCUUAGUCCGAGGAGGACACGACAUCAUCCUGGCUGCCUUCGACAACUUCAGAGAGGUCUGUGGUGAAAAGAACCACUUUGAGAAGCUGAUGGAAUAUUUCCGAAAUGAAGACAGCAACAUAGAUUUCAUGGUGGCUUGCAUGCAGUUCAUCAAUAUUGUGGUGCAUUCGGUGGAGAACAUGAACUUCCGUGUCUUCUUGCAGUAUGAGUUCACGCAGCUGGGGCUGGAUGAAUACCUAGAGAAGCUGCGCUAUACAGAGAGUGAUAAGCUUCAGGUGCAGAUCCAAGCCUACCUGGACAAUAUCUUUGAUGUGAGCGCUCUGCUGGAAGACACAGAGACCAAGAACGCUGUCCUUGAGCACGUGGAGGACUUGCAAGAGGAAGUGGGGCAGCUUACAGACAAACUCCAGGAGGCAGAGAACGAGUCCAUGGCCAAGAUUGCGGAGCUGGAAAAGCAUCUGUGCCAGGCACGGCAUGAGCUGGAGACCCUGAGGGUGCGGCUGGCAGAGGACGAGCAGAACAAGAAGGAGCCAGUUGGCAAACCAAACAGUUCGCGGAGCCCUUCGUUGUUCCAAUUGCAGCAGCCCGCAGAGCCCCCGCAGCACCCGGCCUUACAGCGUAGGCUGGAGGAGCUUGAGGACAAAGGGCUGAUCCGCAUCCUGCGUGGACCAGAUGGGGACAUCAUUGUUAGCAUCGAGGUCAUCCCCGUCACGGUGGAGACCACAACUGUCUCGUCAAUCACUAUUGACGCACCUUCAUCAACCAGCACAGAUUUUCCUUCCCCGUCCACGUCCCCGGUUCCAGCUGCAGCUCCAGAAAUUCCCCCACCCCCACCCUUGCCUUUCGCCAAAGAUACCAGCAUCGUGGUUCUUCCUGGUGCUCCAGCGGAUGUCCAGCCUCCUCCCCCACCAGCCCCACCCCUUCCUGGGGCUGUUGAACCUCCACCUGCUCCUCCACUUCCUGUCGUGGGAACUAUGCCCCCUCCUCCACCACCACCACCACCACCCCUCCUUCCGGCAGACAGCUCCGCUCCUCCACCUCCUCCGCCCCUCCCAGUGUCUGGAGGGGCAAACGUACCUGCAGUUAGUUCAGCUGUCAAAAUAAAGAAGCCAAUACAGACCAAGUUCCGCAUGCCCACCUUCAACUGGGUGGCUCUGAAGCCGAACCAGAUCAACGGGACAGUCUUCAAUGAUCUCAAUGAUGAGAAGGUCCUUCAGGAGCUGGACAUGAAUGACUUUGAGGAACAGUUCAAAACCAAGGCUCAAGGCCCUGGUCUGGAGCUCAGCAGCUUGAAGGCAAAGACAUCCCAAAAGGCCCCCAGCAAAGUGACCCUGAUCGAGUGCAACCGGGCCAAGAACUUGGCCAUCACGCUCCGCAAGGGAGGUCUUACCAUGGACGGGAUCUGCAAGGCCAUCCAGACCUACGACCUCCAGUCCCUGAGCCUUGACUUCCUGGAGCUGCUGAUGCGCUUCAUCCCCAUGGAAUACGAACUGAGCAUGAUCCGCAAGUACGAGAAGGAGCAGCGGCCCCUGGAGGAGCUGUCGGAUGAGGACCUGUUCAUGAUCAAGUUCAGCAAGAUCCCCCGCCUGGCGGAACGCAUGAGCAUCAUGACCUUCUUGGGCAACUUCGGAGACACCGUGCAACUCCUCAUGCCGCAGCUGAAUUCCGUCAUUGCUGGGUCCAUGUCACUGAGGUCUUCGACCAAACUGCGUCAGAUUCUGGAGAUUGUCCUGGCAUUCGGGAAUUACCUGAACAGCAGCAAACGGGGAGCGGCUUAUGGGUUCCGGUUGCAGAGCCUUGAUGCACUCCUAGACAUGAAGUCAACCAACCGGAAGCAGACGCUGCUUCAUUACAUCGUGCGGGUGAUCCAGGAGAAAUAUCCAGAGCUUGUUAACUUUGCCAGUGAACUGCACUUCCUGGACAAGGCAGGGACAGUGUCACUGGACAGCGUCCUGCAAGAUGUGCGUGGUCUGCAGCGGGGCAUGGAGCUCACACGUAAAGAGUUCAUGCGCCAAGACGACAGUGCUGUGCUCAAAGACUUCCUUAAGGCCAACACAGAAGUGAUGGAGAAGCUCCAGGCAGACAGCAAAACAGCACAGGAGGCCUACGAGUCAACAGUGGAGUACUUUGGGGAAAACCCCAAGACCACCCCUCCCACUAUGUUCUUCCCAACGUUCAUACGCUUUGUCAAGGCCUAUAAGAAAGCAGAAGAGGACAUCCAGCUAUGGAGGAAGCAGGAAGCAGCUGCCAAACAGGAGGAGGAAGUGGGCUCCUCCAGGAAAGAGGAACAAUCAGCACCAAAGUCUCCCACCCACAAGGCCAAGCGGCAACAGAUGGACCUCAUAGCCGAGCUGAAGAAGAAACAGCUGGUGAAAGAGCCCAUCAUUUACGAGGGGAAGGACGGAGCCAUCGAGGACAUCAUCACAGGCCUGCGGAGCCAGCCGUACCGGCGGGGGGACACUGGUCGGCACAGUGGCAGGAAACGGAUCGUCGGACAAACGCUGCAGGUGACCGCCGACAUCUCGCUGUGACGGCCGUGGAUGGA
Molecule: messenger RNA, 3542 nt
Organism: Euleptes europaea (tarantolino)
Lineage: Eukaryota; Metazoa; Chordata; Lepidosauria; Squamata; Sphaerodactylidae
Gene: FMNL1
Product: formin like 1
Biological process (GO): regulation of cell shape; cell migration; cortical actin cytoskeleton organization
Cellular component (GO): cytosol
Molecular function (GO): small GTPase binding; actin filament binding
Source: RefSeq, a predicted model, not a curated record